Durusdinium trenchii is the source of this 618-nucleotide messenger RNA. The record is from the annotation of a GenBank genome assembly. NCBI's taxonomy places the organism in Eukaryota, Dinophyceae, Suessiales, Symbiodiniaceae.
AUGUCGACGACGCGGAGUGUCCGCUGUGUGAGAUCACAUGUGGUGAGUUUGGGCGAGGAGGCGCCAGUCGAGGUGGAGAAGAAGGCUGUGCGAGCGGCGGAACGAGCCGCUGGAGCGGAUCGUCGUUCGAAGUCACUGGACGCGGCGCGUGCGCUGGAGGCCUUGCGCCUGCGGCCCUCAGCAUCGAAGGACUCCUCUCCUGCGACGGACUCCACCGGUAGCAGCCUCAGCGUUGCUAGUCUCAGCACCACAGGCUCCAUCGACAGUGCCCGCCUCCGAGCCCGGUCACAGCUGCGGGACAAGCGGAGAGCCGCCGGAGAGGAGCUCUUGAACCGCUUCCUCGCGGUGAAUUCCUUCAGUGACAUCUCCUCCACCAUUGAGCUGCAGAGCGGCGAAGCGAUCUCCCCCAUUCAUGCCGCAGCGAAGCUGGGCAACGCCAAGCUGGUGCGAAUGCUGCUGAACCUGGGUGUGGAUCCAAAUCAGCCGACCUCCCGGGGCCGCCGUGCCCGCGACUUCGUGGCCACCGAGCAACGGGACGUGCUCGAGCUACUGCAGACAGGAGAGAGGAGCAUGCAGAUGAGGGACUUCUUAGAGUUAAUGAGCAGCCAGACCGUCUGA